AGGCAGCCGGCUCCUGAUUUCCCGGCAGCCAAGGAGCAGCAAGUAGUUUCCUGCCCCAGAGGGUCAUUCUGAUCACUGUCCCAGUCCAGUCCUGCUCCUGCUGCCCAGCCUCAGUUACGCUGGUGCCUGGGGCUGUCCAGUUCCUUGUGUUCUCUGGCUGUUCCAUCCUCUGCCUCACCCAGUCCCGCUUCCUCCCUGGGCACCAAGAUGCCUGUCUCGGUGGACAAGGUCAUGAAGCUGCUAUGCUCCAUUUCUGAGAACAAGAAAAUGAGAGUGUCCUUCACUCACUCACUCAGGGGUGGCCUCAUCACCAUUGUUUGCGCUGGGAUUGGUACCCUCUUUGCUGGCCCACCGGGACUAGCUGUUGGGGGCGCCGUCGGGGGGCUCUUGGGGACCUGGAUGUCGAGUGGGCAGUUCCAGCCUGUCCCCCAGAUCCUGAUGGAGCUGCCGCCCACUGAGCAGCAGAAGCUGUACAAUGAGUUCAUGGCCAUUGUCAGGGACCUGGACUGGACGGACGUGGUACAGCUGAUCGCACUGGUCACGGGCAGCGAGCCGCUGAAGGAGCGGCUGCUGGCCAUGCUGGUCGACUACCUCACCAGGGAGCUGGGGGCCAAGGUGUGGUUCGGCGAUUAGUCCCUCAGGGGCAGCAGCCAGAGGGAGGACACCCUAGAAGCCCCACGGGGACAAAACUUUCCUAAAUGGCAAAGUAAAGGGGCACGAGCCACAGUACUGAAGGGAGUGGAGAAGGAUGGAGGUGCGGGAGGGAGGCAGGAGGGAGGACUCAAUAAAAACAUCCCCCAAAUGUUUGGGCAAAUUGAAGGUCGCUGCUGAAACUCCUGGGUGUCCCUGGAAAGCCCCGAAGACUUCUGCAGACUCGAGAUGGCUCCAGGCCAGCCCCUGUGUGUGUGUUGGGGGCUCCAUGUGCCCCUCUAAACUACAGCGGAUGCCCCCUCACCUGCGGGUCCACACCCAGAGAUGGAAAGAGCCCUUUCCAGGGCUCAGCGAGGAGGCCUAACAGGCCCUGAGCCGAACAGGUGCAGGCGGCUCCUCCUGCCCUCAGUCCCCAAACAGGGGGAAGGAGUGGGGUUUGGUUCCUGCAGCCCUCACAUUGGAUUUGGAUGGUCAGAGACACACAGCAGGGAUCUGGGUGUCUGCUGGGUCCCGUGGCCCACAGUCCUCCAGCCCCUGGCAGCCUCCAGGCCUCCAACAUGAGCUUCGUCCUGGAAGCUACGAGGAAGCCUGCCCUUGACCUUCACACAGCAA
Messenger RNA from Artibeus jamaicensis (Jamaican fruit-eating bat), 1263 nucleotides. RefSeq names its product protein C19orf12 homolog. Lineage: Eukaryota; Metazoa; Chordata; Mammalia; Chiroptera; Phyllostomidae. The record is from RefSeq and is a predicted model, not a curated record. The coding region runs from base 208 to 633 and encodes 141 amino acids. The transcript has 3 exons.